Messenger RNA from Episyrphus balteatus (marmalade hoverfly), 1142 nucleotides. Its product is annotated as serine protease inhibitor 42Dd-like. NCBI's taxonomy places the organism in Eukaryota, Metazoa, Arthropoda, Insecta, Diptera, Syrphidae. The coding region runs from base 13 to 1119 and encodes 368 amino acids. The record is from RefSeq and is a predicted model, not a curated record. The transcript is spliced from 3 exons. Gene Ontology annotation, molecular function: serine-type endopeptidase inhibitor activity.
GAAUAAAUCAAAAUGACAAUACCUCCAGCAGCAAAUAAAGGACUUUUUGCCGCCGAUUUGUUUCAUCAAAUUUGUAAAACAAAAUCUUCAGAAAAUGUCAUAGUUUCACCAAUAUCAAUUCAUACAGCCCUAGCAAUUACCUAUAUUGGAGCCGAAGAAGAAACAGCUAAGGAACUUGAAACCGGCCUUCAUUUACUUACUACCAACUACGAACAAGUUGGAAGACAUUUUGCUGGAAUAAUUGCCAAAGACAAUGGCGAAGCAAAACUUAGUAUAGCCAAUAGGGUCUUUAUUAAUAAUGAAUAUAAAAUAGAUCCUCUAUUUAAAAUGAUCGCUAGCAAAUAUUUCGAUUCCGAAACUGAACAUUUAGAUUUUAGUGAAAAUUCUAAAGCUAUCAAUGUCAUUAAUAAAUGGGUUGAAGAGAAGACAAAUAAAAAAAUAUGCAACGUUGUUCAUUCAAUAGAUUGUGAUACAAAGGUGAUACUUGUUAAUGCCAUAUAUUUUAAGGGUAAAUGGAAGAUACCUUUUAACAAGGACAUGACACGUAAAAGUAAUUUUUGGAUAAGUAAAUGCAAGUCUGUGAAAGUUGAUACAAUAUAUGGGAGUGAACAUUUCAAGUAUGGUGUGUUUCCUGAGCUUAAUGCAACUGCUGUUGAAAUGCCAUACAAGGAUUCAGAUAUAUCGAUGAUUCUGAUCUUGCCAAAUGAACGUGAUGGUUUGGCCGAUUUGGAAUCGAAAUUAAGUUCAGUUGUGAUAAAUGAUCUAUCAGCGAGAAUGACUGUGAAGAGCUUAGAUUUAUAUAUGCCAAAAUUUAAGAUUUCAUUCACAACAAGGCUGACUGAUACUCUUAAGGCGAUGGGAAUACGUUCGUUAUUUGAAAAUGCAAGUCUGCCACGCAUGUUCGAAUCAGGUCCGCCAGUAAAAGUUUCUGAUGUUCAUCAUAAAGCUUUUAUUGAAGUUAAUGAAGCCGGAUCGGAAGCAGCAGCAGCCACAGUUGUUAAGAUUUCUCCGAUGAGUCUGGAUUUUUGUAAAAAGAAAUUUAAUGCUGAUCAUCCAUUUGUAUUUGCCAUAAAAGACCCGGAAGUUGUUUAUUUUGUAGGACAUGUUGCUAAGUUUUAAAUAAAAAAAAAAUUAUUUUUUAA